Molecule: messenger RNA, 441 nt
Organism: Colletotrichum acutatum
Lineage: Eukaryota; Fungi; Ascomycota; Sordariomycetes; Glomerellales; Glomerellaceae
Exons: 2
Coding region: 1-441 (146 amino acids)
Source: RefSeq, a predicted model, not a curated record
AUGCCGGGAAACUGGCCAUCCGCCGGAGUUGAGUCUCCUUCUGCGUCAGCAACAGUAGAAACACAGGCAAUACCCACUACGACCGACGACCUCGCCGAUUCUCACAGAAAGUCUAAGACGGAAUUCAACUCGAUCCCUUGCGAGAUUCUUCACAUGAGCUUAGGGCUUACCAGCGGGCCUGAUGCCGGAACUCAGGCUCACAGAAAGUCGUCGACCGAGUUCAAGGAGGUUGUAGCAACGGAAGGCAAGUGGAUCUUUCGCCGCGCGGAUAAUCAAUCAAGUAUGGAAGAGGCUAUCGACCCGCUCGACUUCGAUCUCCAGGAGCCAGCCAACACUCCUUCCGAGGGGCGCAGAGACGAAGAGAGAAGAACAACCGGCCAGCUGUGGAGAAAGCCCGAGUCGCAAGAUUCAGCGCUGCUUUGGAAGUCAAAUAGUCGGUAG